Electrophorus electricus (electric eel) is the source of this 3880-nucleotide messenger RNA. RefSeq names its product mgat4 family member C (gene mgat4c). Gene Ontology annotation, molecular function: acetylglucosaminyltransferase activity. The record is from RefSeq and is a predicted model, not a curated record. Gene Ontology annotation, biological process: protein N-linked glycosylation. NCBI's taxonomy places the organism in Eukaryota, Metazoa, Chordata, Actinopteri, Gymnotiformes, Gymnotidae.
CUUUACCUUCGCGCACCCGCUGUCUCACGCGGAGUCUCGUCGGUAUUUUCCCACAGUCAGCAGUAGUGAGAGGACGAAGGCGCGCGGAGUAGAGCGGCGCCGGCACGGAGGAGAGAAGACUCACGAACAUCUCGCUGCGAGAUUUAUUGACGGUGUGUAGCUGCUGCUGGUCCAGUCUGGCUCGCAGAGCCCGCAGUAUGUGCGAACGAGGAAGUUGAAGACCGUCUCGAUUCCUUCUGGGACCUCGGCGAGUGCUUUUGACGUGAAGGAGGUCAGGAAGGAUUCCCCACAACAGAUGUGCAGGAUUUGUGCGUGGAAAGCUGAGGAUUGCCGUAGUCUCCAUGAGAAUUACACCACACUCAACUGGCCUUGCCUAGAUCUGACAGGUAGCGCCCGCGCCAUGAGGACUCUGCUAAAGUACCUGGAUAGGAUGAGAUGUUUCCGGAAGCGCUCUACCAUUCCCUUUCUGGUGGUGCUGAUUACUUUUCUGCUUUUCAUAAACCUCUACAUGGAGGACGGCUACGUGCUAGAGGAGGACAAACGACAGUUGAGGGAGGCGUCUAUGCACCCGCUAAAUUCUGAGCGAUACGUUCACACCUUCAAAGACAUCACCAAUUUCUCUGGAGCCAUUAAUGUGACAUAUCGCUACCUGGCUGGAACUCCUUUGCCUCGAAAAAAGUAUCUCACGAUUGGACUGUCAUCAGUGAAAAGGAAACGAGGAAAUUACCUUCUGGAGACUAUCAAAUCCAUUUUUGACCAGUCAAGCUAUGAGGAGCUCAAAGAGAUCAUUGUGGUGGUCCACCUUGCAGACUUCGACCUGGCUUGGUGUGAGAGCUUGGUCCAAGAGAUCUCCAGGAAAUUCGGUCACCAUAUUAUUGCAGGUCGUCUUCUGAUCAUUCACGCACCCGAGGAGUAUUACCCGUCUUUGGAUGGGCUAAAGCGAAACUACAACGACCCAGAGGACCGGGUGCGGUUCCGCUCCAAGCAGAAUGUGGACUACGCUUUCCUCCUCAACUUCUGUGCCAACCUCUCUCACUUUUACGUGAUGCUGGAGGACGACGUGCGAUGCUCACGGAACUUCCUCACGGCACUGAAGAAGGUGAUCACGUCCAGAGAGGGCUCGUACUGGGUGACACUGGAGUUCUCCAAGCUGGGCUACAUCGGGAAGCUUUACCACUCGCGAGAUCUUUCCCGACUUGCACAUUUCCUGCUCAUGUUCUAUCAGGAGAUGCCCUGCGACUGGCUCCUGAUCCAUUUCCGAGGCCUACUGGCCCAGAAGGAUGUGAUACGCUUCAAGCCAUCCCUCUUCCAGCACAUGGGAUACUACUCAUCUUACAAGGGGGCUGAGAACAAACUAAAAGACGACGAUUUUGAGGAAGACUCACUUGAUAUCCCAGACAACCCGCCUGCCACGCUGUACACAAACAUUAAUGUGUUUGAGAGCUAUGAUGCAGCCAAAGCAUAUAGUAGUGUGGAUGAAUAUUUCUGGGGCAAGGCGCCUUCCACCGGCGACUUCUACGUCAUAGUCUUCAACAAGGCCACCAAAAUCAGUAAGAUAAAGAUUGCCACCGGGACGGACGAUCGGCAAAAUGACAUUUUGCACCAUGGAGCUUUGGAAGUUGGGGAGAAAUUGGUGGGAACCAAAAAAGGCAAGCAGUGCUCCUCCUACAUCACACUAGGGGAGUUUAAGAAUGGGAACAUCGAGGUUAACCACGUGGACCAUAAGAUCGCUUUUGACAUAGAGUGUGUUCGCAUUGUUGUUACAGCGAACCAGAAAGAAUGGCUGAUCAUCAGAAGCAUAUGCCUGUGGACUACACAGACUCCAAGUCAGUGAGAACUGGUGUGGACCAUUACAAUAUCCAUCACACAAAGGCACAACAAUCGGUUGUUCAGUUUGCUCUUUAUUUAUCUUUUUAUUCAGUUUUCUAUUUAUUAUAUUAUUUAUUCUUUUUUAAUAUCAGAGAACCCUUUGGUUCACACUUUAAGUAUAUAUGGAAGUACAUGCCACAUGUCAAAGAUUCAUAUUUUUCUGAUGACUUUACCACCAACACUUCAAGAAUGAUAUUACUCUUUGGCUUAUCCUUUUUCCCUGAUUAUUCCACAUCUCUUCAGCUGAAAACCUCAGCAGCCAAGCUGUCCAGGUUUUGUUCGCUGGGCAGUGGGUGGCUUAUUCAGUUCCAGCCGCAGUCUUGGGAGGUGCAGUAACGUGCUCAUGACCUGCUGAAACCUUCACAAAAAAGCAUCUCUAAGCAAGCUUUUGUUGUUGUUGUUGCUGAUGUUAUUGUUGUUCAUAGUUUUGAUUUGUAAUAUUUCCCCCAAAAUUUUUUGUUGUUGUUUGUUUUUUUAGUUGACAGUUUCCUUAUCCUUCCAUCAUAUUAGCAAGCACAUGGUCAAUGCAACAUUGAAUAUACAAUGUAUUGUGGCAUGAAUUUAGUCGACAGCUGUUCUUAUUGUCUUCCCAUUGAGUGGUAGCAAAAAAAAAGUCAUUUUAUUCAAUCAACCUUAGGCCCAGAGGGUCACCUUUAGACUAGUGUUUUGAGAUUGCAGUGUGUAGUUUGUCAGUGUUUUCCUUCGAAAGCAUGGCCCCGGACCCCCGUUUCAUCUGAGCCAUCCUCUGAAGGCUCGUGAUUGAACGGUACAGUGCCAAACGAGCUGGACUGCUCUCCCCUUCUUUUUCCUUUGGCCUCGUUUUGCCUCAGCACAAUAUUAUCCAGGUAAAUUGGAUUUUGUUUUGGCGUUCCCCGUGUUCAGUCACAACAGUAAUACCUCCCCCCACCCCCCACCCUCCCCUGUGUUUAUCACUCUCUCCUCUAUCACCUAGAUCAAUCUACUUCGGCCCAUCACUGACCUUAUGUCUUCUGCAUUCACUGACAUUAGCCCUGCUUACAGAAAAAACAGGAUCAGACUAAAUAAACGUUUACAUAGUAUGAUAGGACUAGUGAAAACUGUGCAGACUACAGUCUACGCAGACUACCCCCAGACAUAUCUUAGCCCUGGUGAGACCACCAUUUCCUGAUCAGGCGAGGUGUUUUCUUUUGCUGGAUGAAUGGGGGCUUUUGUCAGCGUAGACAGAACCACCUGAGAAAGCACCAGGUGGGUAUUCAAAUUCAUACCGACAGGAUUGCUGGAAGCUCUCUGCUGGCUUCAUAAUGAACUACUUGAAAACAUGUCACUCAGCGGAGCAAGAAGGGCCCGGAAGCGAGGAAUCCUGGAAUUCAGUUUAGGCUUUAUUUCUUGUUUUCAAAUUGUCUGCACUUUGAACCUGAUUGGCAUUGUACUGUACUCAGUUUGUAAUUUGAUAUAAAUGCUGUUUACAACGGAUGACAUUACACUUGGAGUGCUGUCUAGGUCUUUAAGUGAAGAGAAUGUCUUUUUGAUGUAUAUUUAUGUUGUAUUCUCUCAUCACAUCGUUUGUCACAUGGUACUGUAUGAAUAUUGUAAAAUGACAUAUAUUUUUUUACAUGUAUCAUUAGAUCUGUUUGCCUUGUAUAUUGUACCUAAAUACAAAUUGAAUCAAAGAUGUAUGGAAACAAACAUGAAUGCCAUAGAUCUGGGAAAAAUAUCCAGUUCUGCUCUUUUUUUCUGUGUACACUAGCUUUUCAUAGAGUUAAAAGAAUACUCUUUUGAGAUAAAAUGUGUGCACCACAAAUGCAUGUACACACCCACACGCCAAAACGCACACACACACAGUCUGAGAAGUGAAGUCAAUUAUUUUUCUGGAAUAUUCUCAGGACCUGUGUCCUCCCAUGCUUCCAGGCCUGUAUUUGUUUUGAUAUACCAGUGUUUACAAGUUAAAACAGGCCAUUCUGUUUUUAACCCCCACCACACACACCACCGACAAAUAAACAUUAACUUAUGUGGCAUUUAAAGUAGGUUUGGA